AAUCCAGUUGAGUCUGCUUGCAUCUUAUGCCUUUUGAUGGCAUCGUUGUUUUACUCUUUCUUACGUCAAUAAACCUGUGGACAACGGACAACUGUCUUCAGAGUCGUGAUGUCAGGAAAGAGUUUGUCUAACUGCCAAGGUGUAUCACGGGACAUAUACUGAGGGCAGCAUAGUAAAACAACGGCUUUCUAGCGGGCAAGAUAACGCAGCCAGCUGGCAGGCGCUACUAACAACGUCAUCUCACGCAGCCAGUGGAUGACCAUCACAGCAGUGUCUAAACAGAGGUACGUCACCAGACAACACCAUGUCCGAGAAAGCAACUUCAUUAAAGACGCGGUCCCGCGCUACAUGUUCUGCUACAUACUCAAGUGUAUCAUCAACGGGGUCUGCUGCAGCAAAGGCAAGAGCGAGAGCAGAAGCAGCAAAGGCACGCAUGUCCUACGCCGAAGAGGAAAUGAGCCUAAAGCUAGAAAAAGCUAAGCUGGAAGCCUCAAUAGAAAUGCUCAAUUACAAGAAAGAAACUGCUGCAGCCGUAGCUGAAGCCGAAGCCCUUGAAGCUGUGGUAGAUAAAAAUAGUGAAAGACAUAGUUCCAUGUUAAAUUUGGACUCCAGUCCUUUGGAAGCUGCACAACGCACAGAACAAUAUGUGAUUGAUCAAGCCGAAUCACAAAACACAGACGCUCAGCUGCAUGAUGAUGGUGUUGGAGCAAUAAGAGGGUCAAGCCCUAACUACGAAACUCCAGCUUCAUCUAUCAAAUCUGAAGUCAACUCAUUCCAUCCGGCCCAAGCUAAUAUAGCUUCCCAUCAUACACAUGGCCACAAUGCAGCUUCUCAACCAACUCGCCUCAUCUCACAGCAGCCUUACAUCUAUGAAGAUGAAAAGCUCGAUGGGACACGCAAUGUUCGGUUUGACAACCACAAUGCCACUCCUGAGCAAGGUCUUGGACCUCAAAACGACAAAGGCGAUCAUGCUCUUAAAUCCUAUCCCACAUCUUCAAACACCAAUAAUAACAACUCCAACAUUAGCGACUUCGUGAGAUACUUUGCUCGUCGUGAGCUUGUAGCAACAGGCCUACUUCAAUUCAACGACAGACCUCAGAACUACAGAGCCUGGAAACGGUCUUUUCAGAAUGCAACCAGAGGUUUGGACCUGACACCAAGCGAGGAAAUGGAUCUCCUGUUUAAGUGGCACCCCAUCUCUUUCCUCGAUACGAGAGGCGUCAACCCAAUUGUACAGAAGCUCCCCUUCGGUCUGCAGGAGAAGUGGGCGUCAGUUGGGUCAUCCUACAAGCGGCAACAUCACGUUUCAUAUCCCCCCUUUGCCUGCUUCGUAAACUUUGUUAGCCAAGAAGCUAGUGUCAAAAAUGACCCAAGUUUCAACUUUGUCUCUCACUCAGACAUGUCUCCCAGGCCAGAAAAAACAGCUUGGAAGCCAAACAGACAGCGAGAAGUCUCUGUUCACAAAACAGAGAUAUUUCCAAAAGCCAUCUCUGAUCCUAGGGAGCCCUCAACGAAAUUCAAUGACUGUGACAAACUGUGUCCAAUCCAUAAAAAACCUCACCCUAUACGCAAAUGCCGUGCAUUCAGAGAAAUGCCCAUCGAAGACCGUAAGACAUUCUUAAAAGAGAAUAACAUUUGUUUCAGAUGCUGUGCUUCAUCAUCACACAUUGCAAGGUACUGCACAUUUAAUGUUCGUUGUUAUGAAUGUAAAAGUGAAAAACACCACACAGCGCUUCAUCCUGGACCUGCUCCCUGGGUUGAAGGCAAAGACUCUGCUCCAGAGCAUGGCGGGGAGGAGGAUAGCUCUCCACAACCCCAUGUCACCACCAAAUGUACAGAUGUCUGUGGCGGAGACGUAACGGACCGAUCCUGCUCUAAAAUAUCCCUUGUGAAUGUGUAUCCAACCGGCCACACUCACAAAGCAGUGAAGAUGUACGUGAUUCUGGACGAACAGAGCAACAGAUCACUAGUUCGUUCACAGUUCUUCGAAGUCUUCAAUGACCAAAGUCCAAGUGCUCCUUACUCACUGAAAACAUGUGCUGGAGUAAAGAAAGCGACAGGAAGAAGGGCCAGUGGCUACAUCGUGGAAUCUUUGGACCGUCAGCAUCCCACUACCCAGCCUCAUAGAAUGUGAUGACAUCCCAAAUAACAGAAGUGAGAUUCCAACUCCCAAUGCAGCUUUUCAUCACGCACACCUAAAGUCAGUCGCACACCUCAUCCCAGAUAUCGACCCACAAGCCCCAAUUAUGCUUCUCUUAGGUCGGGAUAUUAUCAGAGUCCAUAAGGUCCGCAAACAGGUCAAUGGCCCACACAACCUACCUUAUGCUCAGAAGUUGGAUCUGGGAUGGAUCAUCGUGGGUAAUGUAUGUUUAGGCCGCGUUCACAAACCAUCGACAGUCAACGCCUUCUACACGAACACCACGGAACGGGGACGCCCUACUCUCUUUGACCCGUGUCCUAACAUGUUCCGUGUAAAGGAAAAAUACAGUGACACCCAAGCCACAAACCACCUCCAAACACACCCUGAAGAGAUAUCAAACUGUGAUGUUGACAGCCUAGGACAUAACAUAUUCAAGCAGACCAAGGACGACAACAACAUGGCUCCGUCUAUCCAGGACAUCUCCUUCAUGAAAAUAAUGAAAGAAGGACUAACAAAAGAUGCAAACAACAGUUGGGUAGCUCCAUUACCCUUUAAAUGCUCACGUCAACGGCUCCCCAAUAACAGGCCACAGGCAUUGAACCGUCUCAAGUCACUCAGACGCAACUUUGAAAGGAAGCCUGAAAUGAGAGACCAUUUUCUCAGUUUCAUGGACAAGAUGUUCAAGAAUGGUCAUGCUAAGUUAGCCCCUCCUCCCAGUGAGGAUGAAGAACAGUGGUACUUGCCAAUAUUUGGUGUGUACCAUCCAAGAAAACCAAAACAAAUACGAGUGGUCUUCGAUUCCAGCGCCCAGUACAACGGUGUGUCGCUCAACGACGUGCUGUUGACUGGGCCUGAUCUGAACAACACUCUGCUUGGUGUAUUAAUGCGCUUUAGAAAGGAAGCAAUCGCCUUUACAACGGACAUAGAACAGAUGUUCUAUUGUUUUUCAGUAAGGGAAGACGAUAGGAACUUCCUACGUUUUCUAUGGUUCCAAGAUAACGACCCCUCCAAAGACAUUGUGGAGUAUCGGAUGACGGUCCACGUCUUUGGAAAUAGUCCUUCACCCGCAGUAGCAAUUCAUGGACUGCACCAGUCUGUUCAGGUCAGUGAGCUUCGCAUUGACCCUGACGUCCAAAGUUUUGUGAUGCGUGACUUCUAUGUAGACGAUGGGUUGAAGUCCUUGCCCACAGUCGAAGCUGCGGUCAACCUGCUGAAAAAGACACAAGAUGUUCUCUCCAAAUCAAACCUAAGGCUGCACAAGAUCGCAGCAAACAACAAGGAGGUCAUGGAGGCCUUUCCGGCCGAAGAUCGUGCAAAAGACCUUAAAGACCUGGACCUCAGUGCAGAUACGCUGCCAAUGCAGCGUAGUCUUGGAAUCAAUUGGGACCUCCAGACCGACUGCUUCCACUUCAGCGUCUCCGACGAGAUAAAAUCCUACACUCGACGGGGUGUCUUGUCUACAAUCAACAGCCUCUACGAUCCUCUAGGGUUUGUAGCGCCAGUCACAAUACAAGGCAAGGCUAUUCUGAGAGAACUCACAACUGAGAAAGGUGACUGGGACUCGCCUUUGCCCCAAGAAAUGGAAGACGCAUGGACAUCUUGGAGAGCAUCUUUGAAAGAACUGUCCCAGCUUUCUAUUCCCAGAGCCUACACUACAACUUCACCCCCAGCAGCUGUCAGAAGGGAAUUGUGCGUCUUUUCUGACGCAUCCACGAAAGCUAUCGCCGCUGUGGCAUAUCUAAAAGUAACUGACUCUGCUGGAAAUAACCAUGUGGGAUUUGUAAUGGGCAAAGCCAAGCUGACCCCCCCCGUUCUGAACAAACAAUUCCGAGACUGGAACUUUGCGCAGCAGUGCUUGGAGUGGAGUUAGCAGACUUAAUCUCGGCAGAACUAGACCUUCAGCUCGAUGCUACAACCUUCCACUCAGACAGCAAGGUAGUCCUUGGCUACAUUUCUAAUGAAAGCAGGUGCUUUUAUGUAUAUGUAAGUAACCGGGUAUUACGUAUCCGAAGGUCCUCUCACCCAGAUCAAUGGCGCUACGUGUCAACAACAGAACCCUGCGGACCACGCUACACGUUCUGUCGCUGCAGGCCGUUUGAACGACACAAACUGGCUGAGUGGACCCAAAUCUCUGUACACACCGGAGACAAGUGCCUCAGAGAGCACCAACGAGCUUGUAGACCCGGGUUCAGACCCAGACAUUCGCCCUCUGGUGUCCACUUUGAGUACUACAACAACAUCCAAGCAGCUUGGUUCUCAACGAUUCUCAAAGUUCUCAUCUUGGAAGUCUCUAACACGGGCCAUUGUUUCCCUCAUACACAUAGCCCGUCUUUUCAACAUGACCUUGAAGAACAGCCCUUGUAAGGGCUGGCAUCACUGCAAAAUAGGAUACACUGUUGAGGAGUCUGAUCAAGCGUUGCACAUCAUCAUUCAAGCAGUACAGGAAGAAGUCUACAGUCAAGAGAUCAGAUGUAUCCAAAAACAUGAGCAGAUCCCUAAAUGUAGCCCUCUCAAAAAUCUGGAUCCUUUCAUUGAUGCACACUGCCUUCUGAGAGUCGGGGGCCGCCUCCACAAUGCAAACCUUGAUCAGAGUGAAAAGACUCUAGUGAUUAUUCCUGGCAAACAUCAAGUUGCAACCUUACUCAUCAAGCAUCACCACGAACGAAUCUAUCACCAAGGCCGUCUGUUUACAGAAGGGGCUGUCCGUACAGCUGGCUUUUGGAUUGUUGGUGGCAAAAGAAAAGUGAGCAGCAUCAUCCACCAGUGUAUAACCUGCAGAAGGCUUAGAGCCCCACUUACAAUUCAAAAGAUGGCCAGUCUUCCAGCGGAUCGUCUCUCGACAGAGCCUCCCUUUACGAAUGUCGGCCUUGAUGUGUUCGGUCCUUGGAGUGUCUCUUCACGAAGAACAAGAGGAUGUUAUUCACACAGUAAACGCUGGGCUGUAAUCUUCACGUGUAUGAGCGUACGAGCGGUUCAUAUUGAAGUCAUAGAAUCCCUUGACACAUCCAGCUUCAUCAACGCGCUAAGGCGCUUUCUUGCUGUGCGCGGUCCUGUCAAUCACAUCCGCUCAGACCGUGGCACCAAUUUUGUUGGCGCCUGCAAGGAGUUGAAGAUACCCUCAAACAUUGACAACACAACUGUGAAGACUUACCUGUCAGGCCAAGGUUGCUCUUGGACAUUUAACCCUCCGCACGCCUCCCAUUUUGGCGGUACAUGGGAAAGAAUGAUUGGUCUUGCAAGGAGAAUCUUGGACUCCAUGUUCCUUCAGCUGAAGGACAAACUUACCCAUGAGGUGCUGGUGACUUUCAUGGCAGAAGUGACAGCCAUUAUAAAUGGCAGGCCUCUUGGUCCUGUGACAACUGACUCUGAUGACUCAUUUAUACUCACUCCAGCUGCUCUUCUCACUCAAAAGGUGAAUGUCCUUUCUGCUCCUACUGGAGAGUUUGGAGUUUCAGAUCUCUACAAGCGCCAGUGGCGGCAGGUCCAGCACCUGUCCAACACCUUCUGAGACAGAUGGCGAAAGCAAUUCCUCCCAACACUACAGGCACGCAAGAAGUGGCAGUCCACUCAUCCAAACAUCAACCCAGGAAGUGUUGUUCUCCUCAAGGAUAGCCAAGUACCAAGAAAUGAAUGGCCUCUUGGACGGGUAACACAGACCUUCCCCAGCGAAGACGGGAAGGUGCGAAAGGUCGAGAUCAAGGUCACACGAACAGGAGUGACUAAAAUCUUUCUUAGGCCUGUUUCUGAGAUAGUGCUUCUUCUCCCCCCAGAGGCCCAGUGAAGUGAACUGUCUAGGAUUUAUUGAGUGGCGUGUAUUCACGCCAGGCGGGGAGUGUUUUGUUACAAUUGAGUCAGUAAGUUAUAUGUUUAUUUUGAAACAGGACGUUUUAUUUUGAAACAGGAAAUGUCUUGUAACUUGUUAGGGGACUUGUAAUCAGGAA
Messenger RNA from Cyclopterus lumpus (lumpfish), 6081 nucleotides. RefSeq lists its product as uncharacterized. Lineage: Eukaryota; Metazoa; Chordata; Actinopteri; Perciformes; Cyclopteridae. The coding region runs from base 305 to 2134 and encodes 609 amino acids. The record is from RefSeq and is a predicted model, not a curated record. Gene Ontology annotation, molecular function: nucleic acid binding. The transcript has 2 exons. Gene Ontology annotation, biological process: DNA integration.